UUGCGCAGAUUUCGAGCAAACACCCCGAAGGAUUUACGUGUAUCACUUGACGACCAAAUUGCCUUCAUCUGCCCAAAUCGAGUGCCUCCUACCAAUAAGGUUUUCUGGACGACAGACGUGAAUUUGUACAAAUCGUGUCAGCAGCCAAUGGAUCACUUCAGUCUCAUCCACCUCCUGAUCGACUGUUCUUUCAAACCACCAGCUUACCACUUACUAAUCGAUAUAUCGGUAUUAAUAAAUCAACUGCCUCCAGACGAUGUGCAGCAAGAAAAGCGAAUUUACUUUAUGGCUGACGCUACACUGUGCAAGUUUAAGAAUAUGCACCUGAACGUCACCGUCGUCAUUCCAAAACGAAGGUAUUCAACUUUGGAAGGGAGGAACAUAGCCCUUGCUGAUUCGGCAAUGGUUGGGCAUGAAGAGAUACGCGGCACAUCGUCUCCCAAGCUGCUUCCUGCGGACUUCGGGACAUCAGUGAGUCCGAAGAGUACCCGCUUUAUUGGCCUUCUUGUGGCGUACAUUUUUGUGACCCUCCUCGUCGUCUACAUGGUUGUCUGCGCUGUCUGCUUUCACCCUCGAAAGUGCCUCACACGCAUGGCUCGUGGCGCAGACGGAGACAUGGAGUCCACUUCAGCAGGACGAUGCUUUCCACGUCUGUGGUCCCGAGCGUCGACAACUCGGUCGGCCACAGCGCCCCUGGCACUCCCUCGGACUAACCCGCACUUUUCGAGGUCAGUAGAUGGAGAAAGGUUUGUGCAUUACCCUCCUCACCACCCACACCUCUCCCCCUCUCUGCGAACCUCCCAUGAGCCAGCGCCCGUUGUCUGGUCGCCCCAUCACUACCACCACUUCAGCCAGCGACCUGCAGCGAAUUCCACUUGGAACCACGCCGGCGGCGUGGAGUCACCUCAAACGCCGCUCGAUGCCCAAUUAGCACUCUUUGGCCAAUAG
This is a messenger RNA of Mesocestoides corti, 948 nucleotides long. NCBI's taxonomy places the organism in Eukaryota, Metazoa, Platyhelminthes, Cestoda, Cyclophyllidea, Mesocestoididae. The record is from the annotation of a GenBank genome assembly.